This is a messenger RNA of Dioscorea cayenensis subsp. rotundata (Guinea yam), 2348 nucleotides long. Its product is annotated as O-fucosyltransferase 15-like. The transcript is spliced from 10 exons. NCBI's taxonomy places the organism in Eukaryota, Viridiplantae, Streptophyta, Magnoliopsida, Dioscoreales, Dioscoreaceae. The record is from RefSeq and is a predicted model, not a curated record. The coding region runs from base 99 to 2093 and encodes 664 amino acids.
CCCCUUCUCGUCUCCGGGUUUCUCGUUCCAAAGAAAGAAAGAAAGAUCGAGCUUCGAGCUUCGAGCUUCGAGCUUCGAACUCAGUGACUCAUCUAUCCAUGGCGUCCGGCAUCACUCCGUUGGAACUCCACCUCCACCCUUUACCAACUCCACAAGAAGAGAUCCAAGAAGAAGAAUUAUCACCAUCGUCAUCAGCGCCAUCGGCCGGGGCGAGCAGCUUUCUCCCGAGAUCCCACUCCACUACUCCCCGCCACCAGCUUCAUGGCUCCCCGAGAUCCUUUGGAUCUGGAGACUCCUCUCCUUUCCCUUUGUUAGGUAGCAGCAGGUUCUCUCAUCCUCACUUGGGAUCGGAGAGUAGCUGGAGGAGUUUGGUUCUCCGAUGGUGGAGCCAGAUGAAGGAACCACGGGAGAAGCAGAGGCUAUGGCUCAACAGGAGGAAGGGGUGGCAACGGAGGAGAGCGAGAGGAGUUGCGGCUUGGAUAGCGGUUGUGGGUUUCUUCUUUCUCAUGAACUGGCGGAUGUUUUCUCGGCUUCAGGAGAGCUCGGAUGUCAGCGAGGAUCUCUUGGGAUUCUCGAAUAGUAGUAGUUCUCGUAUCGUGAAUAAUUGGAGUAAUAAUGAUAACGCCAAAAAACCUGGGAAAGUCAUGUUUACCAGGCUGCUGGCUGUGGCAGCUCAUGCCUUGGCAGAGAGAGAGAAAAGACCGGAGCCUCCAGAUUUAUGGAAGGAGACCCUUAUUUCAUCCUCUUUAUGGACUCCUUGUGCUAAUCAGCGUAACUGGAGAACUUCUGAGGGUAGCAAUGGAUACCUUCUUAUUAGUGCAAAUGGAGGUAUAAACCAACAACGUGUGGCUAUCUGCAAUGCUGUUGCUAUUUCUCGAUUACUCAAUGCAACUCUUAUUGUUCCAAAAUUUUUGUACAAUAGCGUUUGGAGAGAUAGAAGUCAGUUCGGCAAUAUAUAUCAGGAGGAGCAUUUUAUAAAUUAUCUGAAAGAUGAUAUUCGAAUUGUGAAGGAACUGCCAAUGGAACUGCAGUCAUUAGACUUGGAAGCAAUUGGUAGUGUUGUGACUGAUGCAGAAGUGAUGAAAGAGGCAAAGCCAAGUAUUUACUUGAAAAAGAUUCUUCCGAUUCUUCUUAAAAAUUCUGUUGUCCACAUUAUUGGAUUUGGAAAUCGAUUAGCAUUUGACCCAAUACCAUUUGAACUGCAGAGGCUUCGAUGCAGAUGCAACUUCCAUGCCCUACAAUUUGUACAAAAAAUACAAGAAACUGGUGCUUUGCUUGUCCAGAGGAUGCGUAAUCAUAGAUCACACUGGAAACCAAUUGAACAAAAUCUGUUUGGUCAGUUUGCAGCAAAAACAAGCAUAAAUGAGAAGAAGUCCUCUUCUAAAACUGCCUCAAGAUACUUAGCUGUGCAUCUCAGGUUUGAAAUUGAUAUGGCUGCAUAUUCAAUGUGCUAUUUUGGUGGUGGAAAAGAUGAGGAAGAGGAGCUAGAAGCAUACCGAGCAAUUCAUUUUCCUGCAUUAACACUUAUCAGAAACACCACAAAGGUACCAUCGGCUGCAUUCUUACGAUCUGAAGGACAGUGUCCUCUAACACCUGAAGAAUCAGUUCUCAUGCUUGUAGCCCUUGGUUUCAAGCGUAAAACAAGGGUAUAUCUUGCAGGUGCAAAUAUUUAUGGAGGGAAGUCCAGAAUGGCCGCAUUGACUAGCCUAUAUCCUCAUUUGGUGACCAAGGAAAGCCUUCUUUCGUCAUCUGAAAUUUCACCAUUUCUUAACUUCUCAUCCCAGUUAGCUGCCCUUGACUUCAUUGUAUGCGCGGCUGCAGACGCAUUUGCUAUGACAGACUCAGGGAGCCAGUUUUCAUCUCUUGUAUCAGGUUAUCGAAUGUACUAUGGUGGUGGAAAAUUACCCACCAUACGACCUAACAAACGCCGGCUGGCUAAUAUUUUCUUGAAGAAUAAUACUAUUGAGUGGAAGACAUUUGAGCAGAGAGUGCGGAAGACUGUGAGGCAGACUAAGCAGGUUGACGAAAGGCCAGUUGCGAGGAGUGUUUAUCGACACCCGAGAACUCCAGCGUGCAUGUGCAGGACUGAGUAAAACUGUCUAAACAUUUUCUUUCCGGGGCUGAUACUAAACCGAUUUUUCUCCAUUGCAGUAAGUUACAGAGCGUUGACCAAAUGAUUGUAAUUUGCAGAUUAACCUGAAUUUUAGGUAUUGCAUGGGCAGGGGAAGGAUUUCUAGUUGUCAGGAGAGCGUUUAACCUAUGUUGAUUCACUAUGUAAAUGAUACACUUGUGUAUUCCAUUAAAUUGUUGAUCUUUUUCAUAAUGGAAAUGGUGUUAUUGUUGAGAGG